Daldinia vernicosa is the source of this 1071-nucleotide messenger RNA. RefSeq names its product Deoxyhypusine synthase. Gene Ontology annotation, biological process: peptidyl-hypusine biosynthetic process. Bases 1 to 1071 code for a protein of 356 amino acids. Gene Ontology annotation, cellular component: cytoplasm. The transcript has 3 exons. Gene Ontology annotation, molecular function: deoxyhypusine synthase activity. The record is from RefSeq and is a predicted model, not a curated record. Lineage: Eukaryota; Fungi; Ascomycota; Sordariomycetes; Xylariales; Hypoxylaceae.
AUGGCGGCGCAGGAGCCAAACCCGAAUUUACCGCCUUUGGAGGCAACAAACGCUGUUCUUGUUCCGUCCGAUGAACUGCCCGAAGGAGCUCAGAAGGUUGAGGAGAUCGACUUUAAUGCUUUCAAGGGACGACCAAUCACUGUGGAUGAUGUGCUUGGAGGUAUGAAGCAUAUGGGCUUUCAGGCAUCUUCUAUGGCCGAGGCAGUACGGAUUAUCAAUGACAUGCGAGCAUGGCGCGACCCGGAGACGGGCGACAAGACGACAAUAUUCCUUGGCUAUACGUCCAAUAUGAUUUCAUCUGGACUGAGAGGCAUAUUCCGGUACUUGGUAGAGAACAAGCACGUCUCAUGCAUUGUUACAUCUGCAGGUGGUAUCGAAGAAGACUUCAUCAAGUGCCUCGGCGAUACAUACAUGUCUUCCUUUAGCGCCAAGGGGGCCGAGCUAAGAGCUAAAGGUCUCAACCGAAUAGGCAAUCUGAUGGUUCCUAAUGCGAACUAUUGCGCAUUCGAGGACUGGGUUGUGCCCAUUCUAGACAAGAUGCUCGAAGAGCAAGAAGCAAGCAAGGGAACUGAAGAGGAAAUCAACUGGACGCCAUCCAAGGUUAUUCACCGGCUCGGAAAGGAGAUCAACGACGAGAGAUCAGUAUAUUACUGGGCAUACAAGAAUGAUAUCCCCGUGUUCUGUCCAGCUUUGACAGAUGGUAGUCUAGGUGAUAUGCUAUACUUCCACACGUUUAAAGCCUCGCCACUGCAGUUAAAGAUCGAUUUAGUGGAAGACAUUCGACGCAUCAACACCAUCUCCGUACGGGCAAAGCGAGCCGGAAUGAUUAUAUUGGGCGGUGGAGUUAUCAAGCAUCAUAUCGCGAACGCCUGCUUGAUGAGAAACGGAGCCGAGUCUGCCGUUUAUAUCAACACCGCCCAAGAGUUUGAUGGUAGCGAUGCGGGUGCGCGGCCAGAUGAAGCAGUCUCCUGGGGAAAGAUUAAAGUGGGAGCAGAUCACGUAAAGGUCUACCUCGAGGCUUCUGCGUGCUUCCCUUUCAUUGUAGCCAGCACUUUUGCCAAGGACGGAUAG